AAUGUUAAUUUGAUAUUGCCUCAAGGGCCAAAUUAAAUUACACGGUGGGCCAAAUUUGGCCCGCAGGCCAGAGUUUGACACCCAUGUGUGUGACUUGUAACAAGUUAUCGCUCCUGUCCUCUAGAUGGCAGUGUCGUCUCUGGAGAACUUGCCUUUUAGGGAAUAUCCAUUUAGGUUACACACUUAAUUUACUUUUAUUUUACUUUUUUUAAAAUUUAACAGAGCAUUUCAAACAUUUGCUAUGUUUAUCAACCUUGCUGACUGUGAUUCAGGCUGUUUAUUCUAGGGAUGUGCAAUGUUUGUGGUAUCCUAGCAACCCAACGAGCCAGUCUCGGAUCGCUGAAAACCCAGCUGCGGUGUAUUCAUCAUUUAGUGGAAGAUGGAACCCACGUCAUGUCCUCGUAUUUACGUGGAAAGAACUUUGGCUCUCAUUAAGCCAGAUGCAAUCCACAGAAGUGAGGAGAUUGAGGAUAUAAUUCAGAAAAAAGGCUUCAUUAUCCUCCAGAAGCGCACAGUGCAGCUGACUCCAGAACAGUCUAGUGACUUCUAUGCUGAACAUUAUGGAAAAGUCACCUUCCCCAGACUGACUGCUUACAUGAGUUCUGGUCCUAUCAUGGCAUUGAGUCUGGGCCGCCACAACGCCGUCUCCCACUGGAAGUCCAUCAUAGGACCUUCGAAAGAUGCACAAUCUCAUCCAGAAUGCCUUCGAGCCAAGUACGCCACAUCUGAGCUGCAGAACGCUCUCCAUGGCAGCGACUCCUCUCACGCCGCCGAGCGGGAGAUCAAAUUUAUGUUCCCAAACGCCGUCUUCCAGCGCAUUCCCUCGAGAGAAACCACUGAAGAGUACCUGAGUCGGCAUGUCAAGCAAACGUUGCUGCGGGGACUCACUGAACUCUGCAAACACAAGCCGCUCGAACCCUGUCUUUGGCUAGCUGACUGGCUCAUCACACACAAUCCAAACAAGCCUCAAAUAUGUCAUGGAGUUCCUGAACUGGACUAAAGGUAGAAUAUCACUCCUAGUCAGAAUGAGUAACGCCUGGCAAAAAUGGUCACCUUAUUAAACCGCGGACAUUUAUCCAUGAAAAUAUUGAAAAGCUACUGACGCUGCGUUUGAUGGAGAAGCAGCUGGAAGUCCACUCUCCAAGGUAAAUGCUGUACAUUAUUAGCACUGUUUUGUUUUUAUACAAUAUUUCUCUUCUAAAAGUUCCAUUUUAUUUUGAAAAGGCUUCUUACGUGUCAAAACUGUCCUGUUUUGGGGGAGCAAGCACCAAUAAAACUGAUUUCAAUUCA
This is a messenger RNA of Nerophis ophidion (straightnose pipefish), 1290 nucleotides long. Its product is annotated as nucleoside diphosphate kinase homolog 5-like. NCBI's taxonomy places the organism in Eukaryota, Metazoa, Chordata, Actinopteri, Syngnathiformes, Syngnathidae. The record is from RefSeq and is a predicted model, not a curated record. Gene Ontology annotation, molecular function: nucleoside diphosphate kinase activity. Gene Ontology annotation, biological process: GTP biosynthetic process; CTP biosynthetic process; UTP biosynthetic process. The coding region runs from base 380 to 1000 and encodes 206 amino acids. The transcript is spliced from 5 exons.